CUUCUUCUUCUUUUGGUCUUCUAACUUUCAGAGUAAGGCCUCUCCAAUUCAAAAAGUUCACAAAAUAUUAAAAAGAAAACAAAAUUACAAAUCUGUUGUCUCUUCUCCCUGAUUUGUCUCUUCUGUCAACUUCCUUUGUCAUCUCCUCUGAUACACAUUGUGUUCUCCAUCUCAGAAACCCUAGAUUUCUCCAUCAAAUCUAGCUUUUCUUGUUUCUUUGGGAGAUUUGCUUUCUCUCGUGGAGACUGUAACAGUAGGAGAAGCUACUUACUUAAUUCCAAAUCUGCAAUCGAGUUCUUAGUGAUACUCAAGAUUUUAACUUCUUUUUGUUUUUUAGGUUUCAUAGAAACAAUUUGGAUCUUGAAAGCUGAUUGAUUACUGGGUAAAUUAAGAAACCGCCAUUGUUGUUCUCUUUAUUAGGGUUUACGAUUUCUUAGGGAAUUAAAGUUUCCUUUUUUAAAAAAAUCUCUUCUUUUAUUUUUGUACUCUUUAAAGAUUUGUAAUUUAGGGUUUUUUAAUGCAUGGACGGAAGAGAAGCAAUGACAUUUCCAGGCUCGCAUCCUCAGUACUAUCUUCAAAGAGGAUCCUUUCCCAAUCUUACACCUUCCCAGGUCGCGAGUGGUCUUCACGCGCCGCCGCCGCCACCACAUCCGGGGUUUAGGCCAAUGUCAAACCCUAACAUUCAUCACCCUCAGGCUAGCAACCCAGGACCUCCUCCUUUCUCCAUGGCUGAGCACUCUGAUUUUGGGCACAGUAUUCACAUGGGGAUGGGUUCCUCUGCUUCUGCUGCGGAGUUUCAGCCGCCUCUAUCACAACCGCCGCCACCGCCAUCUCCACCGGCGGGGACACCGCCGGCUAGGAAGAAACGUGGACGACCGAGAAAGUAUGCUCCUGCUCCUGAUGGACCAGUCUCUCUAGGGCUUUCUUCAAUGCCUUGUGUUAGUAGUAAUAAGUCCAAGGACUCAUCUCCAAUGUCUGAUGAUCCUAAUGCACCCAGACGAGCCAGAGCCAGAGGUCGACCUCCUGGAACUGGAAGGAAGCAACGCUUGGCUAAUCUUGGUGAGUGGAUGAAUACAUCAGCUGGAUAUGCUUUUGGACCUCAUGUGAUCAGCGUUGAAGCAGGAGAAGACAUUGUUGCGAAAAUUGUGUCAUUUUCACAGCAAAGACCUCGAGUUCUUUGUAUAAUGUCAGGCACUGGAACAGUUUCUUCAGUCACUCUGCGUCAACCCGGUUCAACAACACCUCACUUAUCAUUCAAGGGACGUUAUGAUAUUCUAAGUUUAGGUGGAUCGUAUCUGGUGAAUGAUGAAGGUGGAUCCAAAAGUCGAACAGGCGGGUUGAGUGUCUCUCUUUCUAAUGGCGAAGAAGGUCUUGUUUUUGGCGGUGGAAUUAGCACGCUUAUCGCAGCCAGCCUUGUUCAGGUGGUGGCUUGUAGUUUUGUAUAUGGAGCAAGUGCAAAGUCUUAUAAUACCAAUAACAACAAGACCAUCAGACAAGAAAAAGAACCAAAUGAAGAGCACAACAAUAGCGAUAUGGAGACCACACCGUGUAGUGCACCAGAAGCUGCAGCAUCGGCGGGUCAGCAGACGCCACCAAACUUCUCAGCUGCUCAGGGAAUGAGCGAAUGGCCCGGUUCAGGAUCAGGAAGGUCACUUGACGACUCUAGCAGAAACCUACUCACUGAUAUUGAUUUGACUCGCGGAUGAUUCAAAAAACAAAAACCAUUAUUAGUCUCUUAAGCAGCAGCAGCAUACAUAGUGUGAGUGCUGUACAUAUCUUUGUUGUUGUAGAUGUCUCUCUCUGGGAAAGCUAAUACCAGACAUUUCAGGAUUUGAGACCAGAUCUCUCAGUUCCUUCUAACACUGUUAAUGUAACUGAACUCCCUGCUUUCAGGCUAUCUAAGGAGAUUUUAACUCUUUA
Messenger RNA from Camelina sativa (false flax), 1920 nucleotides. Its product is annotated as AT-hook motif nuclear-localized protein 5-like. The record is from RefSeq and is a predicted model, not a curated record. Lineage: Eukaryota; Viridiplantae; Streptophyta; Magnoliopsida; Brassicales; Brassicaceae. Gene Ontology annotation, molecular function: minor groove of adenine-thymine-rich DNA binding.